Tachysurus fulvidraco (yellow catfish) is the source of this 8221-nucleotide messenger RNA. RefSeq names its product glutamate receptor, ionotropic, N-methyl D-aspartate 2B, genome duplicate b (gene grin2bb). The coding region runs from base 1591 to 6861 and encodes 1756 amino acids. The record is from RefSeq and is a predicted model, not a curated record. Gene Ontology annotation, cellular component: postsynaptic density membrane; postsynaptic membrane; NMDA selective glutamate receptor complex. The transcript is spliced from 17 exons. NCBI's taxonomy places the organism in Eukaryota, Metazoa, Chordata, Actinopteri, Siluriformes, Bagridae. Gene Ontology annotation, molecular function: NMDA glutamate receptor activity; transmitter-gated monoatomic ion channel activity involved in regulation of postsynaptic membrane potential. Gene Ontology annotation, biological process: excitatory postsynaptic potential; long-term synaptic potentiation; monoatomic ion transport.
GAGAGAACUCGCAUUGUGGCAUUCAUAGGCAGACAGUGCAACCGCUAGCACCUCUGCAUCGAGUUUCCCCUGUGCGCUCCAAUCACUGUCCAUGGAAAAGGGCUAAUUCAUAUUUUAAGCGAAGGAUUCCGUCAAGAUUCCGAUUCAACAAGUCAUCAGAGAGUGGGAGAGCAAGAAAAGCACAAAAAAAGAGAGCAAGAAGGAAUUGCAACAAGGAGGACAGGAGGAAGGAACUGAGAGACAGACAUCACCUCUUGCGAUCUACCCCUCAGUUAAAGGAGAGAGAGAAAGAGAGGACAGGAGGGAAAGACGGAAGCCGCUGGGAUAUUCGUUUUUUUCUUUCGUUUUGUUUUUUUCUUUUUUCUCAUUGUGGUUCUUGGAGGCACAUCUUCUUUUCAACUGUUUGCGCUCUCUAUCAUAUGCCUCCUGAUUUAUUUCUCCAUCUACAUGGUGUACAAUUUUGUCUACUUAUGACACACACUGGAGCAGGGAAAGAAGGGGAGAGGGGCUUUUUUCCGUUCUUCCCUUUCAUUCGCUUUCCUGUGGUCCUUGGUUCUGACUUUGCUCCGACUUCACUUCUCCAUCAGUCCCUCCUUCCCAUCUCCGGUCGGACCAUCCCUCUUUCCAUCCAUCCUGCCCCCUCCAACAAAAAAACUCUGGCAUUCAAUGAAUGAAAGUUGGACAGAAUUCUUAAAAAAAGAGCAACUACAGUCUACCACAUUCCUCUUCUUUUAGUUGUACCAUCCCUUCUUUUUCCCCUCUUUUCCGUUUUUCCUUCCCUUGGUCCUCCACUACCUGUCCUUUCACAUCACUCCUUUUUUUCCGGAUGCUUUAAAGUUCCUCUAGGACAUCGUUGGAAAACCCAUGAUUUGGCUCUAUGGACAUGUCAGUGGAGAUUCUCUUGUGUUUUCUCUGUCCCAUUUGUCCAUCACCCAGAUAUCAGUGAGACACUUCAGAAAAGGUUGCAAUGUGAUGCAAUAAGAAGCAGUGGAGGAUGCAGGUGGGGAUCUUCAGAGAGAUCUGACCGACAGCCAGAGACCUUCUCCGGUGAAGAUCUAAAUACAUAUCUGUUCUUCUUCAAAAAGAGUAUCAUUCUAAGAUACAAAGAAAGAAACCAAAAGGACAGAAUUCACCGUCAGCUGCUCGCAAACUUUCAUUUAUCGGCUCACUAGAGUGUUGACCCGUCAUUUUUUUUUCUUUCUUUUUUGUUUUUGUUUUUAAGAAGAUGAUGCCACCAGAGACAUAAGCCUCAGGAGUGCUAUCCAGAGCAUUUAAAUGCAUUUUUGUAUGUCCAUUUUUACUAAACAAGACAAACAUUUGUAGUUAAAUAUUUUAUUUAUCAUUUACUGAUCUGAUUUGUGAGUUAGACAGAGCAGCUUUUUUCUUUGGUCAUUGGACUCAAAUAAUCUGGAUCUACAGAUCAAUCUAGGGUCCAUCCAGAACCAUUUUCCUUUUACACCAAUCCUUCCUUCCUUCCUUUCUGUGGUCACCCUUGUGCUGCUUUAUCCAUUUGUCAUCCCUCCAUCUGAGGCUAUGAGAGGAAGAGAGGAGACCCAGCUCAAACCAUCAUGCCAGAGUUGAGCAGAGAGGAUGGCAGUUGGGCUGGCAAUGUUCAAGGGACUGCGUCUUCACUUCACUGCCAUGCUUGUCAGCCUCAGCCUCUUUCCCUCCUUCCGCCGUACCCUCUCCACGCCCUCGGUCCUCCCUUCACCUUCCAGACUCUCUCUUCUGUUUUUUGUGCUCCUCCUGACGUUGCUCCCAGCUUGCGAGUCACGACGGGGCGGUGGAGGCAUGGCUGGGGGUGUGGCCACUGGCAACAUCAUUGGGCCUCCCCAUUACUCACCACCAAAUCCGGUGGCAUCAGUGCCCAAGUUGGCGCAGGGCCUUAGCAUUGCCGUGGUGCUUGUGGGCAACUCGAGUGAGGUGGUGCUGGCUGAAGGCCUGGAGAAGGAGGAUUUCCUGCAUGUACCGCUGGCACCCAAGCUCGACCUGGUCACCAUGAAUGAAACUGACCCAAAAAGCAUCAUCACGCGCAUAUGUGCGCUCAUGUCCCGCCACUGGCUCCAGGGUGUUGUGUUUGGAGAUGACACCGACCAUGAGGCCAUCGCCCAGAUCCUUGACUUCAUCUCAGCGCAGACCCACAUCCCAAUCCUGGGCAUCCGUGGAGGCUCCUCCAUGAUCAUGGCUGCCAAGGACGACAACUCCAUGUUCUUCCAGUUCGGGCCGUCUAUAGAGCAGCAGGCCUCCGUCAUGCUCAACAUCAUGGAGGAGUACGACUGGUACAUCUUCUCCAUCGUCACUACCUACUACCCCGGAUACCAGGACUUCGUCAACAGGAUCCGGAGUACCGUAGAGAAUAGCUUUGUGGGCUGGGAGCUGGAGGAGGUGUUGCUGCUCGAUAUGUCAGAGGACGAUGGCGACUCUAAGAUUCAGAACCAGAUGAAGAAGCUCCAGAGCCCUGUUAUACUGCUCUACUGCACUAAAGAAGAAGCCAGCACCAUUUUUGAGGUGGCACACUCUGUAGGCCUCACUGGAUAUGGUUACACCUGGAUUGUACCAGCGCUGGUCGCGGGGGACGCCGAUAUUGUGCCCAAUGUCUAUCCUACAGGUCUGAUCUCAGUGUCUUAUGAUGAGUGGGACUAUGGACUGGAGGCCCGUGUGCGUGAUGCCGUGGCAAUCAUCGCCAUGGCAACCUCCACUAUGAUGUUGGACAGAGGUCCCCACACACUGCUGAAGUCAGGUUGCCACGGUGCACCUGAAAAGAAAGGCCCGAAGGGGGGGAAUCCCAACGAAGUCCUGAGAUACCUCAUGAACGUGACAUUCGAGGGGCGCAAUCUCUCCUUCAGCGAGGAUGGCUACCAAAUGCACCCUAAGCUGGUUAUUAUUUUGCUGGAUAAGCAGAGACAGUGGGACAGGGUGGGUAAGUGGGAGAAUGGUUCGCUGACCAUGAAGUACCAUGUGUGGCCACGCUUUGAGCUCUAUUCAGACGCAGAAGAAAGGGAUGAUGACCACCUGUCUAUCGUCACACUGGAGGAGGCCCCGUUUGUCAUCGUGGAGGAUGUGGACCCCCUCAGCGGCACCUGCAUGAGGAACACGGUUCCCUGCAGAAAACAGCUCAAAGCCCAAAACCAAACAGGAGAUUCAGGGAUCUAUAUCAAGCGCUGUUGCAAGGGCUUCUGCAUAGACAUCCUCAAAAAGAUCGCUAAAUCUGUGAAGUUCACCUACGACCUCUACCUAGUGACCAACGGGAAACACGGCAAGAAGAUCAAUGGCACGUGGAACGGCAUGGUGGGCGAGGUGGUGUUAAAGAACGCUCACAUGGCAGUAGGCUCUCUGACCAUCAACGAGGAGAGGUCAGAGGUCAUUGACUUCUCCGUUCCCUUCAUAGAGACGGGCAUUAGUGUCAUGGUCUCACGUAGCAAUGGCACCGUGUCUCCUUCUGCAUUUCUAGAGCCCUUCAGUGCUGAUGUGUGGGUGAUGAUGUUUGUGAUGCUGCUUAUCGUAUCUGCUGUUGCCGUCUUUGUCUUCGAGUACUUCAGUCCAGUCGGCUAUAACCGAUGUCUGGCGGAUGGACGAGAGCCUGGUGGUCCCUCGUUCACAAUUGGGAAGGCCAUAUGGCUGCUCUGGGGUUUAGUCUUCAACAACUCUGUGCCUGUACAAAACCCCAAAGGCACCACCAGUAAGAUAAUGGUAUCAGUGUGGGCCUUCUUCGCUGUCAUCUUCCUGGCCAGUUACACUGCCAACCUGGCUGCCUUCAUGAUCCAAGAGGAAUACGUUGACCAGGUGUCUGGCCUCAGCGAUAAGAAGUUCCAACGGCCAAAUGACUUUUCUCCGCCGUUUCGUUUUGGCACGGUUCCCAAUGGCAGCACGGAGAGGAACAUUAGGAAUAACUACAAAGAGAUGCACAGCUACAUGACCAGCUUCCACCAGAAAAAUGUAGACGAGGCCCUCCAUAGCCUGAAAUCUGGAAAAUUGGAUGCAUUUAUCUAUGAUGCUGCUGUGUUGAACUACAUGGCAGGCAGAGAUGAGGGCUGCAAGCUUGUGACAAUCGGUAGUGGUUAUAUCUUUGCUACUACAGGCUACGGUAUCGCCAUCCAGAAGGAUUCAGGGUGGAAGAGACCUGUGGACCUUGCCAUUCUGCAGCUGUUUGGAGAUGGUGAGAUGGAAGAGCUGGAGGCAUUGUGGUUGACUGGGAUUUGUCACAAUGAGAAGAACGAGGUGAUGAGCAGCCAGCUGGAUGUUGACAACAUGGCUGGUGUCUUCUACAUGCUGGGGGCGGCCAUGGCGUUGUCGCUCAUCACCUUCAUAGCUGAGCACCUGUUCUACUGGCAGCUACGCUUCUGCUUUAUGGGCGUGUGUACGGGCAAGCCUGGCAUCACCUUCUCUAUUAGCAGGGGCAUCUACAGCUGCAUCCAUGGUGUUCAGAUCGAGGAGAACAAAUCAGGCCUCAACUCUCCGUCAGCCACCAUGAACAUGAACAUGAACAACACCCACUCCAACAUUCUUCGCUUGCUGCGCACAGCCAAAAACAUGACCUCUGUGCCUGGGGUCAAUGGCUCCCCCCACAGUGCCCUGGACUAUGGUCACCGUGAGUCAACUGUCUACGACAUCAGUGAGCAUCGACGCAGUCUGGCAGGGCACAGUGACUGCAAGCCCCCACCUCCAUAUCUGCCAGAAGAUAAUAUGUUCAGCGACUAUGUGAGUGAUGUGGAGAGGACUUUUGGGAACAUGCACCUGAAGGACAGUAACCUCUACCAGGAUCAUUACCUGCACCACCAUGGGGGCACGGGAUCCGGACUGGCUCUGGGUAUGUCGGGUCCCUUGCCUAACCGACCUCGUAGCUUAGGCAGUGCCAGCUCGUUGGAGGGAGGGAUGUACGAUUGUGACAGUUUAGGGGGAGGGGUAGCGCCUAUUUUCACCACCCAGCCCCGCCAGUCACUGACACACAGGAACAGGGAAAAGUUUGACUUGAUUGCAGGUCACCCCACCCAGUCGAGCUUCAAGUCUGGCCUGCCUGAUCUAUAUGGGAAGUUUUCCUUCAAAGGUGGGGCAUCCAGUUCAGGUUUUAUUGCGGGACAUGACAGGUACUGUGGGGGAGGAGGGGCGGGCUCGGGAGGGGACGACGGAAAUAUUCGUUCUGAUGUGUCCGAUAUUUCAACUCACACCGUGACGUAUGGGAAUCUUGAGGGCAAUGCUAAGCGACGCAAGCAGUACAGAGACAGCCUGAAAAAAAGACCAGCAUCUGCUAAGUCACGCAGAGAGCAGGAUGAAAUUGAGCUGGGCUUCCGGAGGCGCACCCACCACACCAUCCACCACCACCACCACCAUCAUCCUGUUACACAAGGGCACCGUUCAGCUACUCCACCUGUGGAACGAAAGAGCCUGAGAGGGGGCAACACUGCAUACAUGUUCCGUGACAAAGAUAAUCUGAGGGACUUCUACAUAGACCAGUUCCGAUCCAAGGAAGGGGCAUCCCAAUGGGAACACUUGGAUUUGAGUGACACUCCUGGAAUGGGUGGCGGAGGGGGUCUGGGUGGGGGCGGAUGUGGCGGCAUAGUCAGCAGUGGUGGUGGCGGGGGAGCGUGCACUAGUUUGGUUCCUGUGGACGAUUUCUUGAAAGGUAAAUCCAAGAAGACAGAGUGUAAGGGUGGAGUGGGAGGAUCUCCUGGGCAGCAGGGCCAUGCAUGCUGGGAAAAGAACAUUGGAGGGGUGGGGGGUUUGGCUGGAGGGGAUUGGGAAUGCCGUAACUGCCAUAGUGGAGGCAACAAGCCUGUUUGCAUGCAUGGGGGAGGAGGGGGUGUAGGGGGAUCAAGUGGAGGAGGUGGGGGUAGUGGACAAGCUUCCAGCCGGCCAAGCUCAGCUACUUGCAAGCGAUGCGAUUCAUGCAAGAAGCCUGGCAACUUAUAUGACAUCAGUGAGGACAACCACCUCCUCCUGGAUCAGAUAGGGAGCAAGUUCCCUCUGGAAGGUGGGAAGGGAGGUGGUGGAGGUGGAGGGGCCCAAACCCAGGUGCAGAGGCGUAAGUUUGGCCCAGGGGGCAGGGUGUUGCGUAGGCAGCAUUCCUAUGACACAUUUGUAGACCUGCAGAAAGAAGGGACGGGUAGGAUGGGAGGCUCUGGAGGGUUUGGAGGAGCAUCUAUGCUUCCUCAACCCCGGAGUGUGAGCCUGAAAGACAAAGAUCGCUACAUGGAAGGUGCGAGCCCAUAUGCCCAAAUGUUUGAGCGGUACAUGGGAGGUGAGCGGGAGACUACGUUUAUUAGUGGUGGGGACCGGGGGAAAGGAGGUGGAUCUUCGUUUAAUUUAUUCCGUGGGGGUGAGGGUGGGUUGCACCGUCGCUCAGUAGGUGAAAAAGACAUGAGGGACAGGGAUAGAGGCAUGAUGGGAGGAGGUAUGGGAGGUACCCGAGGGGUUGGGACUUACUCCUUGUCUAAAUCUCUCUACCCAGAUAAGGUGAACCAGAACCCAUUCAUCCCAACCUUCGGCGAUGACCAGUGCCUAUUACAUGGCGCCAAAUCGUACUACGUCAAAAAGCAGCAGGCACAGCCACAGCAGCAACAGACGCAACAGCAGCAACAGCUCCUCAACAACAACAACCGGGCAGACUUCCGCGGCUCCAUGGGGGUGACUUCUUAUUUGCCAGCCUCUGCCUCUGCCGGGGUUUUGUCCAACGUGGGACCCCGUUUUCCCAAGGAGCUGUGCCUGGGUGGGCCCCUUAGCAACCACCAUGGAGGGGCAGCAGGCAACAACAAGCUGCUGUCAGCAAGGGACGGGUUAGGGAUGGGGCAAGGACAGAGACCUUUCAAUGGCUCAAGUAACGGACAUGUAUAUGAGAAGCUGUCCAGCAUUGAAUCUGAUGUCUGAUGUUUAAGGGCAAGUGAGAGACAGAGGCAGAAAGAGAGAAAUGGAAGGAGAGAAAUGGAAAUUCAAAGACAAAUAGGCAGCAGACUAAGGUAAUGACCAACAGAUUGUGUCUACUUUGUAAUUUUGCUUUCAAAACCAAGAAAGCAAGCAAGAAGAACUGAUCUAUGCUUGACAUAUGCGGACAUACCACUGUUGGAUCACUGUAAAUAGAAAGAGGGGACAUGCUGACAAGACAAAAGCUCAGACAAGAUAGUCACAACCUCAGUAUAUCCCUCAAUUUUAUCCACUCUUCUUUUUAUUAUCCCUUCUAUUUUUCUGCUCCUUAUACCAAAACACAAUGUCUGAUUCAGCUUAGGUGCAGAUACAUGGUACAAUCGUGACGAGAAAUCAGUUAUUGUCUAGAAACAACAGGGUAAACCUUACAAUAAUUGUAUUGAUGAUGUUAACAAUAAUAUUAUUAGAUAUGAUUAUAAUGUUUAUGAUAUUCAGUUUGGGAUUGAUUUCUGUAUGUUAUAUGCUGUAAUAUCUUUGUACUUUGCUUACAAUUCUUUGUUAGCAUACUACUUUGGAGAGAAUUCUUAUUUCAUCAUGGGUUGUCAUUUGAUCCUAUGUCAACUGAGCUUGCAUUGUCUUACAUCACCAUGCCAUUAUGCCCUGAUCUGGAAAUCCAGGACCGCCAGGGACAAUGCCGUGCUGGAAAAAAUGUAGACACACUUGUUUUCCUUUCAGCUUUACUUACUAUUAAUUAUUCAUGUUUAUUUCAUUUAUUGAGUGCUGUAAUAUUAUAUGUAAAAGGCAUGAUUUGCAAAGUACUUCAGUUGUACUCGAGAUAUUGUGCUGAAAGACAAUUAUUAUGAUCUCUUUUUAUGGCUUUACAAUUUUUAUAAUGUUGCAUUAUUGUCAGUUGAGCGUUGGUUUAGUACACAGCACAUUACGUGCCUUAGCAAGAGUCCCAGAAAUCUAAUUAUACAGGUCAAGUUGCUUUGGCAACCUUCUGGUCACUGCACACAGAUUGGCCAUUGAAUGAAUAUCCAUGAUUCUGGAUUGUCACCUGUGAUAAAGACACCUGAUAUGGAAACACAAUGUCCAAUUAUGUGCAGAGACACAACACAAUCAUAAAUUGUAUGAUUGUGCUGAUGGGUGUAAAUUCAGAUUUAUUGUUUCACAAAAUUAGUUUUGAACUGAAUUUGCACAGCUCUUUUGAAACCUGUUCUGUAGAUAAUAAUGCAUUAAUUAGUGCAUUUAUUAGAUUUAAUCAGACAAGAGAUAUUCCUGGGAUAUUCCUUGAGCUGCAGGGUGUUAAGUUCAAAUACUGGACAAAACAAACAUUAAUCAAUUAGUUUCAAAUCUAAUAAUUUUU